UUUUCGUUAUCCUCCAAAUUUUCAACUCCACGUUCCACGCGAUUUCGAAAUUCGAAUUUUUAAGUUAAUUUUCGACUUUUUAAAUUAAUAGAUUAACUCUUAAAUGUAGAAAAAAAUGUCUGGAGAAAACAAGGAAGCUUUUGUUGAGAAGGAGAAAGUAGACUCGAAGGUUGUGUCGAAUAAAGCAGACGGUAGUCAUAAACCCAGAAAGAAACCUGAGAAAAAAGUUACCUCCUCGCCAAAGAAUGAGGCUUCUUCGUCAACUCAUUUUUCAUCGCACAGAUCUCAUCGUAAUUUCCAAAACAAAAAUAUCGCUGAAAACAGAUUGAAAAAGCUUCGUGUCAAGUUGGAUGCUGAAAUAAAACUGAAAGAAAGGAUCGAUACCGUUGGAGUCUCACGAUUGUUGGACGAAUCGGUUGUUAAAAUCGAGAAGAGUAAAGUAAUACCGAGUAAACUAAAGUCACCCAGACCUGCAGCAACUGGUCAUCGCGUCUAUCCUAGUCCUCCCCUUCGUAGAAAUAUCGCAGCCGAAAGGCUUAAAAAAAUUAAAAAAGAAGUACAAGCCGUUAUCGAAAAUGCCCAAAAUUCGGCUCCGGAACCAGUGUUGGAUAAAUAUUCGCUCAUGGAGAUUGAUGAAUGUAUGAGUCAAGCUGAUGAGCCUAGUUCUGCUGUACUUCAUCAGAACUCAAAAAAAACUUCUCUCGGUCACAAUGUGGAAUCAGCAAAUCGCAAUGAUCCAAAUUUCGAUGCGGUUCCGUUUAAAAUUAAUGUACCUCGGAAUACCGAUGAUGAUUUUUUCAAGCAAAGUUCAAACACGCCCAACAAUAAUGAUUCGCAUCCCGAUGUCGUUCCUUUUGUCAACGAUGAGAUUUACAAAAUCAGACAAGAACCGUGUUAUAUGGCUUUGCACACAAAUUUCAUGUCAGAUUUUAAAAUGGAUUUAGACAUGCCAGACGGUGAUCUGUUGAUCGUUACCGAUACAAACGUUUUUCUCUCUCAUUUAAAAAUCGUCGAUUAUCUACUAAAAAAUUCGUCAUUUCCGUGUACGACACUGAAUUCAUGUGUAUUGGUUGCUCCUUGGCUAGUAAUUCAGGAAAUUGAUUACGCCAUGAAGAAAAAUAACGAAAGACUGAAUAAUCAAGCACGAUCGGCCAACAAUUUUAUAAACGAGUGUUUGAAGAAGAAACAUCCUCGUUUUUUUGGACAAUCUUUGAUCGAUUUUAAAGAAAACUUCAAGAACGCUGUGAGCAUUGAUGACUUCAUUUUGCAAUAUUGCAUGAAAUUCGUGUCAUGUGGUAAGAAAGUGAUCUUGUUGACAAACGAUAAGAAUUUGUGCACCAAAGGUAUAGUUAACAGCGUAUCGGUACUGAGCACCAAGGAGUUCGUGGAUACGUUCAAUUUAUCAGAACUUUUCUAGUUUAUGGUACUGAGCACCAAGGAGUUCGCGGAUACGUUCAAUUUAUCAGAACUUUUCUAGUUUAUAACUGUGUUUUUUCUCAUUAAGUUCGACCAUUUUUUUCUUUUGUUAAAUUACUUGUCAAUUACCUAUAUAAUUAUGAGCUUCGGCGUGUGAUAUUUUAGGUUAAUGAAGAAAUUUUUUUGUUUUCAUUUUUAAGUAUAAGUUGUGUUCUUAUUAUUCUUAUUCUCAUCCAAAAAUUUGUAACGUUACGCGUAACUAGUUUAGUUCUCGAAGAUACCUUAUUUUUACUUUUUAUAUUCUAUUCGUAAGGUACUCUAAUAAUUUCGUUGUUAUUAAGUUUGAAAACGGAAGUCUGAAGUUGUUACUUGUGAUAAUAAUUUUGCUCUUUUUGUUACCUUUUUUUCUAACAAAAGAAAACCACGAUUAAAAAAAUAUAUCGAUGCGUUUGA
Planococcus citri (citrus mealybug) is the source of this 1869-nucleotide messenger RNA. RefSeq names its product transcriptional protein SWT1-like. The record is from RefSeq and is a predicted model, not a curated record. Lineage: Eukaryota; Metazoa; Arthropoda; Insecta; Hemiptera; Pseudococcidae. The transcript has 8 exons. Gene Ontology annotation, cellular component: nucleus. Bases 116 to 1417 code for a protein of 433 amino acids.